Numida meleagris (helmeted guineafowl) is the source of this 1811-nucleotide messenger RNA. It is a transcript of the gene TPM4, whose product is annotated as tropomyosin 4. Bases 795 to 1649 code for a protein of 284 amino acids. The transcript has 9 exons. Lineage: Eukaryota; Metazoa; Chordata; Aves; Galliformes; Numididae. Gene Ontology annotation, biological process: muscle contraction; actin filament organization. Gene Ontology annotation, cellular component: actin filament. Gene Ontology annotation, molecular function: actin filament binding. The record is from RefSeq and is a predicted model, not a curated record.
UCGGCGGGGCCGGGCGGGGAGCGAGGAUUUGCAUUUUGUAGCAGUGAAAGCGUUGCUUUUAUUUAGAAUUGAGAGUGCUGUGAAUCCCUCACAAAAAGCAAGUUGAGCAGCCACGUCUCUGACCUGGUGGUGCUUGUGUGGUUCUGGCUUCACUCGUGGGUGUUGUGAGGUGUUGACUUCGUGUCUUUUCUGCAUCAAGUUUAGGUUAAUAAAGGCCUUUGGUCGUCGUUGUUAGCUCCCCUCCAUCCCCCAGGUCUUUCCUGAAGGCCCUUCCCUGCUUUGUUUGUUUUGUAAUGUGUGGAUUUGUUUUGCAGGAAUCCAAAGAGAUCCUUAUUUUUAUCCUUAUUGUUGUGCCCUAGGAAGCCAGGCCAUGCCCCUUACGUCUACUGGGCUGUUUGAUUGCUCUGCAAACACUGAGGGGUGGUAAUAAGCUUUCUUUCAAGCAUAUGCUCAUAUGUCAACACUUUUGCUUUGUCAGAAGCUUAAAAAUGGAAACAGUGUUCUCUUUAAGAAAACAGGACCCAAAUAAGGAGAUGAUGGAGUGGCGAGGAUUCCUCCAGUGAGUCUGUUCCAGCUCAUUCCUUAGAAAGGCUGCGUGUGAAAGAUAGAGCAGAGGCCCACAGAUCUGGGUUUUGUCCAGGGGUCUCCGGGUUUAAAGCUCCCCACAGCCCCCUGAGCUCAGUUUCCCUGUGACCUGGCUGGGCGCAACUUCUUUCUCUGCCCCCAAAAUCUAAAGCUUUACUCUUCAGAACUCUCUUGGUUGCGUGACAAACUCAACCUAUCCCUUAGCAAAAAUGGAAGCGAUCAAGAAAAAGAUGCAGAUGUUGAAGCUGGACAAGGAGAAUGCAAUUGAUAGAGCAGAGCAGGCUGAAACGGAUAAGAAGGCAGCUGAGGACAAAUGCAAACAGGUAGAGGAUGAGCUGGUAGCUCUGCAGAAGAAGUUGAAGGGAACUGAAGAUGAGCUGGAUAAAUACUCAGAGGCUCUGAAAGACGCCCAGGAAAAGCUGGAGCAGGCUGAAAAGAAGGCCACGGAUGCGGAGGGCGAGGUGGCCGCCCUCAACAGACGCAUCCAGCUCGUGGAAGAGGAGCUGGAUCGCGCCCAGGAGCGGUUGGCCACAGCCCUGCAGAAGCUGGAGGAGGCCGAAAAAGCAGCGGAUGAGAGUGAGAGAGGAAUGAAAGUUAUUGAGAACAGAGCCAUGAAAGAUGAAGAGAAAAUGGAGAUUCAGGAAAUGCAGCUGAAGGAGGCCAAGCAUAUUGCUGAAGAAGCCGACCGCAAAUACGAAGAGGUUGCCCGCAAGCUGGUGAUCUUGGAGGGCGAGCUGGAAAGAGCUGAAGAGCGCGCGGAGGUGUCCGAAGUUAAAUGUAGUGACCUUGAAGAGGAGCUGAAGAAUGUCACUAACAAUCUGAAGUCUUUGGAAGCUCAAUCUGAAAAGUACUCGGAAAAGGAAGACAAGUAUGAAGAAGAAAUCAAGAUUCUCUCUGACAAGCUGAAAGAAGCUGAAACUCGUGCUGAAUUUGCUGAGAGAACGGUUGCCAAACUGGAAAAGUCCAUUGAUGAUCUGGAAGACAAACUCGCUCAAGCAAAGGAGGAGAACCUGGGGCUGCACCAGACGCUGGACCAGACGCUAAACGAACUGAACUGUAUAUGACCCCGAGCGGAACCCCGCGGCCGGGAAACGUCACCCGCGCUCAGCGCGCGCCCGCUCCCCUUUCUCUCUCUGUCCCCCGGCGGAACCGAGCUCGGGGCGGCUCCGCGCUCCUGAGGGCACCGCCCCCCCGCGGCCGCCGCGCGCAUUAAACGGUUUCUCGCA